Larimichthys crocea (large yellow croaker) is the source of this 3314-nucleotide messenger RNA. Its product is annotated as kelch-like protein 9. Bases 322 to 2385 code for a protein of 687 amino acids. The transcript is spliced from 11 exons. Gene Ontology annotation, cellular component: Cul3-RING ubiquitin ligase complex. The record is from RefSeq and is a predicted model, not a curated record. NCBI's taxonomy places the organism in Eukaryota, Metazoa, Chordata, Actinopteri, Sciaenidae. Gene Ontology annotation, molecular function: cullin family protein binding; ubiquitin-protein transferase activity. Gene Ontology annotation, biological process: protein ubiquitination; regulation of cytokinesis.
UUUUUGCUUACUUCACUCUCAGUAUCACAAGUGAAACAUUGGGGUGUGAGUGUCAAGACUUAGCACUGAGAAAGAGAAGUAGCACAGGAAGUGACUGAGGUCUCGGUUAAGGCAAAGAAACGGUGAUGCUCACCCAGAUGCUUCAAUUCUCCAACUAGACGGCGCAGUGCAGCAGACAUUUUCUGCUCGGGGUUCCAACCAGUUCUGGUUGGUUAGACAAACAGGCUGGAGGGGGGCCUUGGGUCCAGUCUGCUGAAGAGGAUUUCUUCCAGGAAGUCUCAUCAGCGUAACAACAGUCCACAGCCCCAAGAGGCCAAUGAAAUGGGGGGAAGUGGAGAUGACAGCGGGCCAGGGAGGCUGAGCCGCAGAUUGUCUCGCCUGGGCAGCAGGCAUCAGUCCAGGGAUCCUCCGAGACCCCCAGCUCAACCAGAAAGACCUCCUGCUCCGCCCGUUCAACAAGAUGACUGGCCACCAGCACCACCACCAGCUCCAGCUCUAGCUCCAGCUCCUCUGCCCCCACCCAUGGAAAUGCCACCUAAACGCCCAGACAAAGCCACAAAGCCAAAACUUCCCCCUCGGCCACUGUCUAAAGUGUUCAGUAGUACUGAACAUGGAGCAGCUGUGUUGCAGGGCUUAAAUACCUUUCGGGCAGAUGAGACUCUAUGUGACGUCAUCUUGGUUCCUGGGGACAGCAAGGAAACUUUCCCAGUCCACAGAGUCAUCAUGGCUUCAUCCAGUGACUAUUUCAAGGCAAUGUUCACAGGAGGCAUGAGGGAGCAGGAGAUGAGAGAGAUCAAGCUGCAUGGGGUCACUAAGUUGGGUUUAAAGAACAUUAUAGACUUCAUUUACACAUCCAAAGUCAGCCUGGACUUGAGUAAUCUCCAGGAUACGCUGGAGGCUGCAAACUUCUUGCAGGUCAUGCCUGUCCUGAGGUUCUGUAAUCAGCUUCUGAGCCAUGAGCUCACGAUUGAUAACUGUGUGGAGGUGGAGCGCAUUGCCACAGACUUGCUUCUGGAGGACGUUCAGCAGAAUAUAGGUGAGUUUGUGAGCCAGAACCUUUCAGCGUUGGUGGAGUGUGGCCACUACCUCCAGCUCUCUGAAACCACCAUGGCCAACGCUCUGGCCAGCAACUCCCUGGUGGGUUUCUCUGAGAUGGAGCUUUACAACAUUGCUAGGAGAUGGCUGGAACAUGACUCUCCCAAUCGGCGCUCCUCUGUCUUUGCCUUGAUGCGCCAUAUUCGCUUCCCACUGAUGAGCCCCUCUGAGCUGAUUCAGAUCUCCCAGGAUGAUGAAGAUGGUGACGAAACCAUGAUGCGUUCUAACACGGCCUGCGUGAACCUCCUGCUGGAGGCCAGCAACUACCAGAUGAUGCCUUUCAUGCAGCCGGCUCUGCAAACUGAGCGGACAAAAAUACGCUCAGACGCCACACACAUUCUGGCACUGGGCGGUGUGAUGCGACAGCAGCUGGUGGUGAGCCGGGAGCUGAGGCUGUACGAUGAAACCACCGGCCAUUGGAAGGCCCUGAAGCCCAUGGAUGUGCCGCGUUAUCAGCAUGGUGUGGCUCUUCUAGGCGGCUUCCUCUUCAUAGUUGGAGGCCAAAGUACUUACGACACCAAGGGUAAGACAGCCAUAGACAGUGCCUACCGCUAUGACCCCCGCUUUGACAAGUGGCUUCAGAUUGCUUCACUGAAUGAGAAGAGGACUUUCUUCCACCUGAGCACUCUGAAGGGGAAAUUGUUUGCAGUCGGAGGACGUAAUGCCUCAGGAGAGAUUGACACGGUGGAAUGCUACGACCUAAAGAAAAAUGAAUGGACAUUUGUGACAAAUAUGGUGGAGCCUCACUACGGACAUGCUGGAACGGUUCAUGGGGACCUCAUGUACAUUUCAGGUGGCAUCACCCGUGACACCUUCCAGAAAGAGCUUUGGUGUUAUGAUUCUGUCAGUGACACAUGGAGCCAACGAGCUGACAUGACGGAGCUCCGUGGCCUGCACUGCAUGUGCACAGUGGGAGACAGACUCUACGUCAUGGGCGGGAAUCACUUCCGAGGCAGCAGCGAUUAUGACGACGUCCUGGGCUGCGAAUACUACAGCCCAGAGACAGACCAAUGGACAGUGGUGGCAGCAAUGCCUCGGGGCCAGAGCGACGUUGGUGUGACAGUGUUUAACGGUCAGAUCUAUGUGGUGGGAGGGUAUUCCUGGAACAGCAGAUGCAUGGUCGACAUUGUGCAGCGGUAUGAUCCGGAGCAGGAUCUGUGGGACAGGGUGUUCAAUGUGCUGGAGCCUCUGGGGGGGAUUCGUGCUUGUACAAUGACCGUUUAUCUGCCAGAGGGGUCAGUGGAUGAGGCUCAGAUACAAGAUUGUCCACUGCCCACAGCUAAGAGCUGAUUAUGCACCACAGAUGGGGAGUUUCCGACUUGUGCCACUGUUUGCCUGUGUCUUGUGGCAAAACAGGAAACAGUGUGGGUUGCAAGCUGCAGGUGCAGGCAUGGCUAGCCAGCUGACAUUAGCAUUCAACAGUUUGAAACAUGUACAUACAGUCAGCUUGUAGCGUCCCCCCUGAUCUGCUGCUCGUGUUCGCUCACUCUGCAGUAUUAGUACGUGAAAGAAAACGCUCAAUAUGUCCCUAAUGAAAGGUCAAACCUACCCUCCCUCUCAAAUUGGUUCGAAAUUGAUUUACUGGACAUUGGAUCAGUCGGACAGAAAUUCAUCUUUUCAUUGAAAUAUGUGAAACUUUUAGGUUUAGAAAAGGAAAUGAUGUGAUCAAAUAACAAUGCUGGCAUUAUUUUAUCUUUUUAUUAAUCUCCACCAUUCAUCUCCAAGACCAAAAACAACGUCAGCAUGCCUGUCAGAACUGUCGCCUGAGAUGACGCACAAGCUGAGGGAAAUAAACAGAAGCCAGGAUGUGGCUCUUUUAGGAAUUUGUAAUGAUAAAGGAGUUCUGUGGCACAAAAUAUGACGUAACGACAUACCUUUAUCAUGAUUUGGAACUUAUAUUUUGAACCUUGCUCUAAUUCUGUGAUAGAAAAGUCAUUUCCCAUAAAUUCUGAGCAAAGAGAGAAAUCAGCAUAACCUCACUGUCACAGUAGAGUCAUGUGGACUGUUCAGCUGAUUUCUCCUGAACCAUUGUAAGUCAAUGAGUCAUUACUGUUUGAUACUGAUUCAUCUGUACAUUGCUGCUUCUAUAAAUAUGCUUUAAAACAAGCAAAGUCAUUUACUCUCACCACGAGGAAAAUAUAUGUUUGAUUUAUUAUGUUUUGUAUAUUUCUAUUAUUAUGCAAUGUUUUAAUAUGAAAAUAAAAUGAUUAUGAUCUUUA